Molecule: messenger RNA, 1259 nt
Organism: Impatiens glandulifera
Lineage: Eukaryota; Viridiplantae; Streptophyta; Magnoliopsida; Ericales; Balsaminaceae
Exons: 9
Coding region: 1-780 (259 amino acids)
Source: RefSeq, a predicted model, not a curated record
AUGCGCAUAGGCAUAGGAGCACCCCAAGGCUACAAUCGCCUCGCGCCGAUUAUCGCUCUUGCUGCGGCAGUUCUAUUACAGCCAGAUCCAUUUCUCAAUGAGCUUACCAGUAUGUUUGAGCGCAAUACAAAGACAAAAUCUGUUUGGAAUCCAGAGACUCACCAAGCACAUACUCGUUCCCCCAAAAGAAAAAUUCCUGCUUUGAAUGAUGUGCCGGGCCAUCAACGCAGUCUUUCUGCAGAUGAUGAUGCAUGGGCCAGGCUCUGCAAAUGCCUGGAUUCUAAUGAUGAAAUUGAUGAAUCUGAUGACGAAAGGAUCAUGUUGGACCUAAGAUCCUGUACUUGCAUCAAAGGCAGCAAGCCAAGAGGAGCAAUUUUCUGUUUGUGGAGGAAGGCAAGUGGUGAAAAGAUGCCGAGGACCCUCCCAGCUGCCAAAAGAGUAAGGUCUCUUGCUUUCUAUAGGGACUUUACUUUUGCUGCAUAUGGAAACAAUAUUGCUGUUUUCAAACGUGCUCAUCAGUUAGAAAAACAAAAGGGAAAUGAAAGAGACAUCCAACUCUUCCCCGUAUCGGCGGCACCGGGACGACGACGUCGAGGCUGGGAACAACGCCUAUGUUCACGAGGAGGAUCACAAGAUCCGAACCUUCACUUUGUUGGGGAAAUUGCUCUGGCGCCUCCAGAAGUUGCUAUUGACAUGGCUGCACAACAACAGCUUGAAGCUGAGUUGAUUAAUGCUUCCGCACAGCCUUUACCAGAUAAUGAUUAUGAUCUGUUUGAUUAGAAGAAAUCUUUUGAACGGGCUUUUCCUCUUUUGGCCUGCCUCUUCUUACUUAAUGAACGGGAUCCUUCUUCUGUGAGCACGCCUUACCUUCUUCAUAAGAGUAGGCUCAAUUUAUCUUUGACUACAGCAAUUUGGUUUGAUUCUUGUUCGAUUGUAUAAACUGCUAUGCUGCUGGACUUUAAAGAUCAUCAUCUCCAAUAAAAGUAGUUCCUCCUACACAGCAGCAAGGACACAGAUGAUGAUGAGUUAUUUAAUAGCAUGGAUGAUGAUGAUGCUUCUAGAAUACAGAUCUUAAAGAGUUGAAGAAACUAUUCAUAUCUCCCAUCAGAAUGAUAUUGGACCGAUACUUGUGGUGGAGAGCUGGCUGAGAUUGACUUAGUUUAGUUCCUCUUAUUUUUUUUUAUUUAAGGCAGAAUUUAUCCCACAUUGCUUCUUUACAAAUGUAAGCAUCUGUUUAUAACUGAUUAUAACUCUUAGUA